This is a messenger RNA of Hemicordylus capensis (graceful crag lizard), 1481 nucleotides long. Its product is annotated as lactoperoxidase-like. The record is from RefSeq and is a predicted model, not a curated record. Gene Ontology annotation, biological process: response to oxidative stress. The transcript is spliced from 2 exons. Gene Ontology annotation, molecular function: peroxidase activity; heme binding. The coding region runs from base 504 to 875 and encodes 123 amino acids. Lineage: Eukaryota; Metazoa; Chordata; Lepidosauria; Squamata; Cordylidae.
ACAUCCGCGGCGUUGUCGUCAGCAGCCUCCUUGGAGGAGAUUUGCAAGGCGGCUACGUGGUCAUUGCCGUUCACCUUUUCCAGGCAUUAUAAGCUAGACGACCAUGAGGCGUCUAGGGCUGCUUUUGGUCGAAGGGUUCUUCAGAAGGUCCUCCCAAACCAGUGAUUUCUUCUGUUUCUUCUAUUCUGUUUGUUCUCUUCUGUCCCUCCCGUGGUGGGUGCUUUGGCAUCUCCCAUGUUGGGUGACCUCCUACACCAGCCGAGAAAGGUACAUUGGUACUCACCAUGAAGGUGUCUUCUGGCUGGUGUAGAAAAGGUCACCCAAGGCCCGCCCGGGUAAUUCUUCUGAGCCUGGGCUAUCCUUACUGUUAUUAUUGGCUCCCAUAUGGGCUCGAGGGUCUGUUGUGUGUUUUUUCUCUGUUUUUUGGCUCUCUAUGGACCUUGAGCUGUUGUAGGUACUGAGAGGAUCCACCCACAUGCAGGGGGUUUAAGGAUCUUCUAAGUAUGACUACUUCCUGCCUUCUGGAGCACGUGGAGGGAUGUAAUCCCAUGUUGGGUGACCUCUUCUACACCAGCCAGAAGACACCUUCACGGUUCUGGUGGGAGAAUCCCGGCGUCUUCAUCUUCCAGCAAUGCCUCACCCUGAGUGGACACUCCUUGUUGCGGCUCAUCUCAGACAACAUGCACAUCAAAGAGGUCCCGAUGGACUUCUUCAAGGUGAACCUGUAUCCCAGUGAUUUUGUGAACUGCCAGGAAAUCAGACCCCUUGACUUGUCUGGUUUGAAAAUCAGUGUAAUGUUCAGGGUAUCUUUCGCUCAUCUUGGGGUGAUAAUGUUGGAGUUACUUCCAGCAGCAGGGGGAGAAAAUGGAGUGUGAGAUUUCUGUUUGGGGUAUAUAUAAAUAUCUGUAUUUUAGUAUAUGGCUUUUUAGAAUCAAGUGCUUCGAAUCUAAGGAUUGCUAAUGUGUCAUGGAGGAAAAUGGAUUUGUAUUGAUUUGCGGUUGGGUGUGGCAAAUCCUUGUUUUCUCUAAUAAAUAUGUUGAAUGUAUGAAUCCUUUUGUGGACAAUCUCAGUCUGGAAAUAUAGAAAGUUGUUUAAGAAUUCUGAUCUUUCAUCUGUGUAGGCUAAUAUUCGCUCCUACAAGCAAUGAUGGUUUUCCAGCAAAAGGGAAACUUGUCCUGGGCAGUGUUCCUUGUAACAGAGAUUCCCAGAUGUUGUUGACUACAACUCCCAUCAUCCCCCAGCUGCAAUGGCCUUUGGCAAGGGAGUUCCAGAGACCCUCAGCUUGCGGAGAUCUGGGUCAGAUACUUACUCACUCUGUGGUUCUUAACCCUUUUUGCAUUGAUACUACUCCAGAUCCUCUAGUAGUAUCUGUGGACUCCCACCCCUGAUCCUUUUUAUACUUUUAUUUUUCUUGAAUUUUAUUUAUACAGUUCUAAAGGAUGCAUUAUUAUUAUUAUUUUUAUUUAUGUAUUCGAUUUCUA